Mollisia scopiformis is the source of this 2266-nucleotide messenger RNA. RefSeq lists its product as uncharacterized. The transcript has 4 exons. The record is from RefSeq and is a predicted model, not a curated record. NCBI's taxonomy places the organism in Eukaryota, Fungi, Ascomycota, Leotiomycetes, Helotiales, Mollisiaceae. Gene Ontology annotation, molecular function: transcription cis-regulatory region binding; DNA-binding transcription factor activity, RNA polymerase II-specific; zinc ion binding. Gene Ontology annotation, cellular component: nucleus. Gene Ontology annotation, biological process: positive regulation of transcription by RNA polymerase II. The coding region runs from base 159 to 2069 and encodes 636 amino acids.
GCCGAAGCUAUUGGUCAGAUCUUCCGAACCUAGAGUUCAGCCCCUCCACGGAUAUCUUGACCUCGUCUUUCUCUCGAUGUCCUUGCAUUUCGAUCCAUCUCAUCCUUUUCCCCGUAUUUCUUAUUCUGGAUAAUAUCUGCUAUCGGUGGAAUAACAACAUGAUGCCGCAAGGCACACCAAAAGAGCGUUUCCCGAAAGGAUGCAAUCCAUGCAGGGGAAAAAAGCAAAAGUGUGACGAAAGCAAGCCAUUGCCAUGUGGAAGAUGCGUUAAGACGGGCCUCUCCUGUUCUUGGCCUGGACCAGAGAAACCACUUCCUGUGAAGAGACGUGGAGCUGGUUCCUGGAAAUCACGGGCUCAAGAUGGGACAUUGAUGCUACCGGAUAUCCAGCCAAGCACAUCAAGUUCCGUGGGCGAAUUAGAUGCGCCAAGGAGUACGCUACAAGGAAUACAUGCUGACUCCUUCACACAACACCCUUCUGCUUUCGGAGGUUCGUUCGCAGAUCUAGGUUAUGAAGAGGAUGAAGCAGAAUACCAAACGUCGUCGAAUGUUCGAAAUGAUUUCAUACCAAGGGCGGACUUGCCUUUCCCAGAAUUUGCCACUAUCACAGACUUUGCAAACAUCUCUCCACCGAAUAGUCUCAAUCAUCAUGUAUCCUCUCAUUGGGCUUCCCUCUCAAUACCUACACCACGAUCACCAUCCCCAGUCUUCAUAUUUCCACCCUCUUCGUUUCUAUCCGACAAUUUCAUGACGUUGCCAAACUCUCUGAGACUUAGCGACAAUGCCCAUCGAGCCUUGGGACAUUAUCAAACCACAUUCUCGAUAUACAGGACAACCAAGGAUCCAAAAUGGUCGACUCACAAGUUACUACUGGACCUUGGCGCCAAGAGUACUAUGAUCAUGCGGUUCAUCAUUGCUGUUGCCAUCAACGAUGUCUGUCAUCGCCAAGACUAUGAAGCCUCUCUAGAGGCUCAAGAGUAUUUCGAGAAAGGCGCCCAAGAGCUGAUCGAAAUGAUCCAGAGAGACUCUGAUGAAGACUUCGUGAUGGCGAUGGCAGGGUUUCUCUUCUUAUAUUGGUACAUGCCGAAGCGAAAGUCUGUACCACGAGCACGAAUUCAACAACUAAGCAUGACUGUGCUUACAUAUUUGAAGAGACACAAGCUCGACAGUCGAUGUCUGGAAUCGGAUGAACAGGAAGAUGCUAGCGACGCUUCCUCAGGCCUCACUGAUCGCGAUCGCUCUAUUUUGGCUCGUAUCAUCAUCUGUAUAUUCGAUGAAGAUGUCAAAUGUGGGUUUCAAGGUGCAGGUGGUUGUCUCGCGAGAUAUCUAACAGCACAUCGCGAGAGGACAAUGGCAGUAUACGAAGUCUCCCGGACAGUCCUCAAAGCUUACUGGGGUACAAGUUAUCCAGAUACCCAGACUGAUGAUGACGACUACAACGCCAUGGAACUCGAAUUCCUUUGGGCGUUGACAGCUCUUUGGCAAGACAUCAAUCAACUUUCACAGGAUCCGCCGUCAACUCCAAGUCAAGCUCAUAGGCGUGUUGAGCAGAGAUUCAAACUACUUGAGAAGAAGUAUUCAUCAGUCUUCCAAAAGUCUGCAGCGAUGACACAACCACGCGCAGGCGACCGAGUCCUAAUCAACGCAGACUACGAUGUGGUAUUAUUCCACUCCUUACGAGUGUACUAUUUCCGAGCCAUAAUUUCCGAUUCCAAUACUGCCGAAAUACCCCAAGAUAUCAAACAAGCCCUAGAUAUCAUGCUCGAUAUCAUCCAACGAACAUUCGCAUCGAAAAGCAGUGAGCUCCACGACAGACUUCAAUGGCCACUCUUCCUCGCUGGAAUAGAAACCGAUAAUGGACUCUAUAGGAAGGCCAUAAUGUCCAGUAUCACAAGUCGCAGAGCGAGGGAGGCUUUGCAGAAGACCAUCGAUCACCAGACCUGUUCAGGGAAACGCCUGGCGAUGAGCGUGAUCAAGGCAUUAUUGUGCGAAAGCGAUGUCGAACCAGUCUAUUCCUUUUCUUCGGGACAAGAUUCUUUCCUUGACACUAUCGUUGAGAAUGUUUUCUAAGGUGUCAUCUGCUCUUUGCCAUUUAGCGGGCGCUGCGGUUUUGCCAGUCAGGAGUUAUAACUUAUCACUACCAACCUCGAUUUGACAUUGGGACUCCACAACUGCUUAUAUUUUCCUUCAAGAAACUAUUGGAGAAAGGCUUUUGCAAGUUUAACAAGCUGAUCUGUAUGAUUUAUCAUUGCGAACAUUGGCUGGAC